AUGGCAUCAUCAUCUUCAUCAGACUCUACAGCUCCUCAAACCCCACAACUCCGAAAAGACUCCGUGACAAACCGGUGGGUGAUAUUCUCACCCGCCCGAGCCAAGCGACCUUCAGACUUCAAAUCCAAGUCCCCUAUCAAUCCCAACCAACAACACCAACAACAAUGUCCCUUCUGCAUCGGCCACGAGCACGAGUGUGCUCCCGAGAUCUUCCGGGUCCCGCCCGACAACCCGGACUGGAAACUCCGGGUAAUCCAGAACCUCUACCCCGCGCUCAGCAGAGACAUCCCUGCUGCUGAAGAAGGAAAUCACUCGGAUUCGGGUCGGGUUGUGGUGAAUGGGUUUGGGUUCCACGACGUAGUGAUUGAGACCCCUGUUCAUUCGGUUCAGCUUUCUGAUUUGUCGCCGAGAGAGAUCGGUGAGGUUCUUGUUGCGCAUACGAGGAGGAUCAAGCAGCUUAUGAGCUACGAUUCCAUCAAAUAUGUCCAGGUGUUUAAGAACCACGGUGCUUCAGCUGGGGCAUCAAUGAGUCACUCUCACAGUCAGAUAAUGGCUCUUCCAGUUGUUCCUCCUGCUGUUGCUACCCGACUUGGCAGUAUGAAGGAGUAUUUUGAACAGACUGGGAAAUGUAGUGUCUGUGAAUCUAACUCAAAGGAUCUACUGAUUGAUGUUUCAGCCCAUUUCAUUUCAAUUGUACCUUUUGCUGCUACAUUUCCAUUUGAGAUGUGGAUCAUUCCUCUGGAUCACUCUUCUCAUUUCCAUGAGCUAGAUAGCGAGAAGGCAGUUGAACUUGGAGGGCUCCUAAAACUCGUGCUUAGGAAGAUGUCUUUGCAGUUGAACAAUCCACCAUUUAAUUUCAUGGUUCAGACUUCUCCACUUGGGGAUAAUGCUUCACAGUUACCUUACUCCCAUUGGUUCAUGCAGAUAGUUCCUCAAUUAAGUGUUGUUGCUGGGUUUGAAAUGGGAACUGGGUGUUACAUAAACCCAGUCUUCCCAGAGGAUGCUGCAAAAGUUUUGAGGGAAGAUGGGUCGGUCAUGAGGAGAAGGGAGGGGGGAGUAGGGGCUGAUGGGUGGUGUAUCAGCGCUUCUAACAUAUCUUUCUACGGAUAUGAUGGUGAGUGUCCUGUGUUCAUAUCUUGGCGUCAACAUUUUGAGUUCAGGUCAAGGGGUCAAGGGGUAGGAGUAGUGGGAUUAUGUAGCCUACCUUUUUGUCCUUUGUCCACUGCUAGUGCUAAACACAUAGAUUCUUCUUCUUACCCUUCUCUACCCUCUUUCAGUUUCUUGCAGCUCUACAAAACUAACAGCAACAAGAGAGAAUUCCCAGUUCCAAAAGUGGCUUCAAUCCCCUAUCAACCCAUCAAUGUGGACUAUUUGGAAGAAGAGUUCAGUGGCCAUGGAGUGAUAUUCAAAGGCAUUGGUGACAGCUGUGUGGCCAAGAUGGAAUUGGAGAAUGGUAGUAAAGCCAUCAUGAUGCUGCCAAGUGGCUUAAUCACUUCCUACAAGGCUUCCAUGUGGCAUGGCGGCACGGUUGAAUUGCUGCAGGCUUCAGUCUCUGAGUCAGAGGAGAAGAAUGAAGGUGCUGCUGCUGCUGCUGGUGUUGCCAUUCAAGGAGGGGUGUCUUUAGCCUUUGAUUGUGUAAGUGAGGAUGAACAAGUUUCAUGGUCUCCAACAAAUUGGGCUCUUCAUGACAUUACAGGAAAUCCUCAGCAAGAGAUUCAGGAUUUAAGCCAGUUCUUAGAGAAAACCAUUAAACUGAGAAUGCAGGUACAACUGAUUAGCACUGAUUCAGAGGACAAGGUUGAAAUCAAAUACGUUAUCACCCUGAAAGAAGACGUCUUGGUCUCAGAGCUUGUGGUCUCUAACUCUAAAUCUUCAUCCCUCCAACUAACUGGGUCUAUUUUAAGUCAUCUGACAGUGAGCUCACCAGAUGCAACUUAUGCAGUUGGUUUGGAACGAUCAGAUUUCUUUAGCAGGUUGCCCAUUUUGUCAAGUUUCGGGAUAAUCCCUCCCGACUUUGGCCUAAAAAAUGAAUCUCAGAUCAGCAAACUAUGGCAGCAAAUGGCACAAAAAGCAUUUAUGCCUGGCUGGGGUCCAAAGACUCAAAACGAUGAUGGCAAUGAAGCAGAGAGAAACCAAAGAGAAAAUGAAGAAGAAAUGGAGGGUGAAGAAGAUGACAACUACAAGCAUUUAAGAGACCAAAUGAGUCGAAUAUACACCAGCGCGCCUACCGACUUCACAAUCAUUGACCGGGGUAGAAGAAACUCUGUCAUAGUAGGAAGAGAUGGGUUUGAUGAACUAUACAUGUUCAGUCCUGGCUCAAGUCAUGAAGACUAUGGCAAGUAUUCAUAUAUAUGCGUCGGCCAAUCGGCGGUUCUCAAGCCAGUAAUUGUGGGUCCUAAUGAAUCAUGGAGGGGUGGACAGCGCUUAUACAACCCAAAUCUUUAA
Messenger RNA from Prunus armeniaca (apricot), 2445 nucleotides. The record is from the annotation of a GenBank genome assembly. NCBI's taxonomy places the organism in Eukaryota, Viridiplantae, Streptophyta, Magnoliopsida, Rosales, Rosaceae.